This is a messenger RNA of Amoebophrya sp. A120, 10055 nucleotides long. The record is from the annotation of a GenBank genome assembly. Lineage: Eukaryota; Dinophyceae; Syndiniales; Amoebophryaceae.
CGACAACAUUGCAGCUGGAUUCUAGAACAGAAAUAGGAAAAGCGUAGAUUUCGCCCAAAGCUAAAGAGUAACAGAUUCAGAAAGCCUGUAAAUUUGGACUUGAUAGCUUGAAAUUUAUGUGAAAUACGUACAACGGCACCAGCGCACUAUCUCUGAGCCAGUGGCAGUGGAAUCAUGCGACGGAGUACCAAAUCAGCCUCUGGGAACAACGCGGACAGCGGCAGUGCCAGCGCGCGUGCUGUUCCGCAAGCACAACAACGAGGCACAACAACUACUUCGUCGAGCCUUCAACACAGAGCCCCUCCCGCACCAACAUCGACGAGUAAAAAGCGGUCGCACCGGUCCAGCGUCAAUGCGACAGACCAGUUUCGCGCGUCGCACUACGCGACCAGCAAGAUUCACGAGUCUGUGAAGAUCUGGGGCAGCCGGAAUAUCGUGAUUGGCACGGACGUGGUUAUCGAGAAAAAUGUCCACCUACGCGGGGACCUGGACGCCAAGCUGGUAAUCGGCAACAAGGUCCGCAUCGGCGAAAACACGAUUUUGCGACCGGGAACUUCUACGAGCGGCGUGCUGACGGGCACGUCUUCAGCGAGCUCGAGCAGUAAUGCGAACUGGGCGAUGAACACGAUUGGUGGCAAAAGCGCUGCAGCAGUAGGCGUCAGUUCUCGCCAAGUAGAAUCCGCUGCUGUGCAACAAGCGCAGCCAGUAUCGGUAGGCACCGGUACGAGGGUCGGCAAAGGCUGUGUCCUGAUCGGGAGCCGGAUCGGGGAAAGGGUUGUGAUCGGCAAUAACGUCGUCAUCUCGUCGAACUGCGUUUUGGGUGAUGGCUGUGAAAUUCUGGCAGACGCAGUGGUCCCGUUUGGCACCGUGGUUCCGCAGUUGGCGAAGUUCGGUGGUGCGCCGGCAAGCCUGGUGGCUGCAAAGGAGCAAAUGAACUCAACGUCAACGUCAUCUACCCAAAAGCGGCAGCUGCCGACCGGAGCAGGUGCGAAGACGCUGGUUUUCAAGAAAGACCUCGACUUUACCUCCGAAGAAGAGACUUCAAAAAUGAGCAGCCCGUCUGUUGUGGUGAUGCCAUCACCAACGGGAACGGGUGUGGACCUGCUCGCGCAGGCAGAGUUGCAUGUUGAGCCUCCUCCUUACACCUCACCCGCCGCCGCGGAGCCGAGGCGAGAAAGCCCGGGCAGAGGUCGGCAACUGCAACUAACAUCAAAGGUUGCGGAGGCGGAGCUGACGACCGCGAGGGGGCGUGAAGUGGUUUCGUCUACUGGACGCCAUGUUGUGCGGAAGCGAGACGGAAGUUACGAAUUGCGGGGACAGCCGGUCCAUCCACCUCGCAGCCACUCGUCCGGGGGGCAGCCGCGCAAUAAACGCCCGGAGGUUUCUCGCGGCGUGGAGCGGAAAGGCAAUAAAGGGCAGUCUAAGUCUUCCGGAGUAAUUAGAAGAAGUGCGUCCGCCAGCAACGCGAAAGUUGUCUCAGCGCCGGCGUCUAAGCAGGCCCAGGAGACAGUACUAGCGCCGUCUGCCCAGAAGAAACAGGACGCAACUAGCAAGAACACUGCUCUCGUCGCGUCUCGCAAGCCUAAAGGUGUUUUCGCGAAGCUGCAAGAAAAGGCGCAGCAGCGUAAGAAAGGGUGGGCAACAGAACCUGCGGGGCGAACUGAGCCUGUCGCAGCUGCAGCAGCAGCAAUACCAGCACAGCUGGCAGAAAAAGCAAAAACCGCAGCACCUUCUGUAGUAAAGAAGCCGGCAUGGGCAACAGGCGGAGGACCUGCGAAAGAGACGAGGAGGAGUAGCAGUGACGAGCGAAAAAAACCCGAGCAGAAUGAUGUGAGAAGCAUGGCCCUGCGGCAUUCGCUCGAGAAACGACCAAGUAAGGAACCGGGUCUAGUAGUGCCGCUAUCUGAACGUGGUCACGACGACGGAAACGGCAUCGGCCACUUGACGCGUAUGUCGCUGUCGUCAAUUUCUGCUCGCUCCUCGGAGCAUCGCAAAAGCACGCCGAGAAAUAAGCCACCGUCGCUCGGAACAGUAGCGAAGCCCGCGGGGGCAGGGGCUGCGAACAGUAGGUCGGCAUCGCCGACAAGGCUAGCGCCGGCAGCUGCCCCUGCUACUGCUCCUGCAGGUGUUGAUGACUCAUCAGCAGCGAUAAGAAACGACACUGCGCAGCAGCAGCACCAAUCUCCGCAGCUGUCUUUUGCCAACCUUUCCGCCAUCGAAGUGACUUCGCCUGGCUUGGGAAAUCUUGGAGCCGAUGACGAUCAUGCUCUUUCUCCGAUACAGCUAGAACAAUCCCCGAAAAUAGUAGCACCUGCCGGAAAAAUGAUCAACGCACACAUCAAGUCGUCACCGCUGGAAUCAUUUCUAAGCGAAGCCGUCGCUGCCACGGCAGCUCGACAGCCCGAGCACCUCCAUGUGCAGAAUCCGCACCACCCCAUCCCGACAGAGCAUCAACUCGCGGAGAGCGCCCGCAGUCGCAAGCGAACCACACGGAAAAAGCGGGGCUCUACGAAUGUUGCGGAACGGGGAAGUCUGUCCGAUUUACGCAAAGCAGACGACGAAGCGGUGCUUUUCGACGAGGACGAUCCGGAUUUGUCCGUACCAGAUUUGUCCGUAAUUCCGGAGCUAGCAAGCAAGAUAGAUGAAGUUGAAACCAGUGCUGUGAACACAACAGAAAAACCUGGCGAGCCAUACUCUUCUGCUAAUCCCGCUGCCGCAUUGAACGCAGAGUUAGGACCACCAUCGCCUCUACCACUUGCCGUCGAUGAUGAAAGCAACAAGCAGAAUGCGGAUGCGCCGGAGGUGUUGGUAGCAGAACAGAAAAGCAAAUUGGAAGAAGUCACGCUGCAUUUUGCACCAACACCCACACCUGCGAUGCAGUCUACAACUGUCGAAAGUGCCCAAACCCCCGCGCUCCCAGCAGCGGCGAUGAACGUUCCCACAAAAGACGACGAAGCUGCUACAAGGACCUCUUCUUUCGCAAAACCAAAAAGCGGCCCGGGACAACGACUGGCAGCGCUUCGCGAGCGGCUAAAGGCGAAUCGGUCGACUGGUGGUGCCACUCACAGCAGCAUUUUGUCCUCGUCGCUAGUCGGAGUUGCAAACGACGACAAGACCCCGCGCUCAGGCCUGGAACUUGAGACCGGAAGUGGGUUAGAGCAGGAGAGGAACUACCAGGAAGAUGUUGAAAAGGGAUCAGUUCCCGAAGAGAAAAACGCUGCACUAUUGUUGAAAUCUUCCCCGCAGUUAGAUGAUCAAAGGAUUGAUCAUGCAGGAACAGCAACUACGGGUACGGCUCCCUACAACCAAGAGCAACACCAUCAUGAUCAAGUAGAUGAGACGGGCUCUCUGCCCCCGAACGCCGAAACGAAAUCCUCGGUCGCCUCGUCCGGGCUUGCGUUUCGUGGAUUCAAAGAGCGCCUGCAACAGCUGAAAGCAGAAAAAAGCAAGAAGAAACCGGGCAACUAUCAGCAAACGCACUCGACGAAGCUCGCACCAACUACAGGCACGACGAGCGUGCCGCCGGCAGGACCUCCUGGACAUCAUGAGUCGAAUGCAAACCAACCUCCUCGCCCGUCUCUUCAGACUCGGCGGCCCUCCGCCAGCGGCCUGCUUCGCACGCGACCAUCUGGUGCAGCGGGAGAGGUAGGGUCAUCGCGCUACAGAACUACUACGGCAACGAGGCCCGCCUCAUCAACUGCUGCACCUCCAAACGCGGCAAACAAGCCUGUUUUGGCCGGGAUUCUAAAGAGACACCCAUCGCCGCUCGAGCGGGCAACCUCGUCUAGUGCGAACAAAACAAUCGGACUGGCUGGGCAAAACGCUCCAGGUGUCGCUGUCACACCGCUGGCAGAAGCUUUGCGUGCUCUUGAAGACGCGCUCUCCGCGCACCCAACAAGCGAAAUAAAGCCACCGCACUUGGUGGAAACAAGAAGUGGCUCGCAGCCACAGACCCGCGGAACCGCAACCAAGGCCUCCGCCGAUCAAAUCGCAGAUUUGAUUGACAAAGCCAAACAGCUUGGCGCCUCCGGUUCACAGCUGCAGAAGGCGGAACGUCGCAAAGCACAGCUGCUGGAGGACGCCGCGAAGGUCGCGCUUUUCGCUGCCACGAGCACAGAGGACAAUGCUGAGUUUCAAAACGCCGUGGAAAAAGCGCGAGAGGCCGGCGUGCACCCACUUACCAUCCAGCGCGCGUCGCGCGAGCGGACAAGGACUUUGCAGGAGAAACGAGCGGAGCGGGAAAAGCAGGCAAAACACCAAGCAUCGAAGUCCCGUUGUGCGGAAUUGGUUUCACAGCUGGAAGACUUGGUAACCAACGUGGACAUCUCCAAACCUUUACCAACCGCUCAGGUCGAAUUCCUCCUGACCCAGUUGCAGCAGCUUGCACCAACGAACAACGCGAGCGGAUCCUCGUCCAGCAGCGCCUCGUCUUCUUCGCAACCUGGUGGAUCCUCGCGACGACCCUCUGCCGCUGGUUCCGCUGGUACGGUCCUAGGCAGCAGCAGUGGAACUAGUAGUGCCUCUCGUACGACGAAGAGAACCUCCUUGGAGAGUGCUUGUCGCGACAAGGGCAUGGAGUUCCGAAAACGAAUUCAGGGAUUGCAAGACGCGCAGGCACAACUCGAUGAAUUGUGGGAAACGACGAGGGAUACAACUCUGUUGGAAAACGCCUUGGAAAGAGCAAAAACAGUUGCGAAAGCAGACACGAGAGUCGGUGAAGAGAGGCUAGCAGAGUUGAGGAGGGUGUUGCAGAAGGAAGCGGACCUGCUUGCACAGGCAACAGCUAUUUACGCUCCAAAUUCGGGCUAUCAAGGCAGCACGAAGGAUCCGGAGCUGCAAGCGCUGUGCAAGACUGCCAUGGAAUUCCACUGCUCUCCCCUAUCCGUUUUGUCCAUCUUCGAGCACCUGCGCGGCCUGGAAAAGAUCCUGUCGCACUUGCCAACAAUCCUCGACUACGCCCGGGGUAUGAACAGUUGCGUUUCCGCGACACGGAAUUUCUUCCAGCACCACAAUCUCUAUGCUCUACGAUUUCUGCCUGCGGUGACGCGGCUUUUGAGCAAACAUAUUGGGCUACUGGAAGACCACUCGUCGGCGAAUACCACCUCUGCACCCCCCGACGUUCUGCGGCAAGCGCACGCCGUCCGACGGAGGCUGCACAACGAAAUCCAGGACUUGAAGGGCGCGGUCCGCGUUUACGCCCGCAUUCGUCCGAUGUCGCAACGCGAAAAACUUGCGCAGCGGUCUCCCUUGACAAACGGCAAUAAUUCUGCACUCGCCAAAAAGGAUCAAAGUACCGACGAAGGGCUGCAAUUUUCGCAGUCUGACGUCACCAUUGGCACCAGCACGUCGGACGUUCGUCGGCACCGAGAGGCGGAAACUUUCGAAUUCGAUUCCGUAUUCGGUCCGUCGUCGACGCAGACGGACAUUUUUGAGGAGUGCGUAUCAACUGCAAAAAUGUCAUCUGGGUCUGGAAGAUUGCCAGGUUUGUCAUGCAUAUUUUGAAUGACCCAUGAUAUGAACAUGAUGUCUGUGAUGCAUGCCCUAGCAGCACAGAUUUUUAGGGGACUUUGUGAUGCCUCUACCGCAUGAGAAAUGCCCUCUCCACGUAGCACAAACUGGAGUCCUUUUGUUGGUCAUACAUUCGUCUCCUCGCUGCUGGUCGUGUUUUUUUGUAGUCCUAGGAGGGGUCCCUAUCGCGGCCACUGUAAUAGGGCUUUUGUUGGGCUGCAGGAGACCCCAGUCCAGUCGCUCAGCGACGCUUUUCUUCAGCUGCAGGAGACCCCAGCGUUUUAUCUGCUCCACCCUUGACCUUCGUCUUUGUCUGUUCCUCGUGUUUUGCUUGGUUUCACCAUUGGAAACGUAACCGUGCUCAUGGAAUUUCCGGAAUCGACCAGGACAUGCUGCCACUCUAACGGUUUCACUCGGGUCCGACCCCCGUUAGAGCUUGACCCUAUCCCCCCGAGGUCCUGCCCAGAGGCAGCGAUCGUAAAGGGGGUACAGUGGUUGAGGGGUAAAGAAGGUCAUGCAAUACAAAUUUUUUUCGAAUCCAGAGACAGCAUUACAAGUUUAGAAUCUUCCAGACCCAGACAUUUUUACAUUUGAUAGCGCGCGGACCUGGUACAAAGCGCGUUGGACGGCUACAACGUCUGCAUUUUCACCUACGGGCAGACUGGCGCGGGGAAAACGUACACCUUGCUCGGAUCGGGGGCGGUCACGGAGAAGAGUAGUACUUCUAAGGGCGGCGCUGCGACGUGGUCGAACGGAACAAUGACUGGUGGAACGGGGGUGCAAAACGGAAUUACAACAACUGAGCCCACUUCUUCGUCGUCUACUUCAGGUCAUGCUACCAGAAUGCCUUCAACAUCACCGCGGCGAGUCGGGGUAGCGGAAUCAGGCUCGUUCAAUCCACCGGCAAGAACCACGGUGGCAGCGGGGACAAUUUCAGGCGGACUUGCAAAUAACAGCGCAAAAAACACGCCAAGGAGCAGCAUAUCUGCUGGAGGCGAAGUAACUGGUAAAAAGCCGACGGCACUGAAUCGUGAUGCCGGCGUGGCUCCGCGGACGAUAAACCACAUUUUCAACCUAUUGGAGCAAAACCAGCGGUACGCGACGCGCCAGGUAUUCGUCACCAUGUGCGAACUCCACAACACAAAGCUUCGCGAUUUGCUUGUGGACCACGACUUCGUGCCAGAACUUCGGCCAGGGGGCUCUGGCGAGCUGCGCCGCUCCCUGUCAGCACGCAGCGCACUCGGAACCACAAGUUCCGCAGCCGAAACAGCUGCAGCGAAUAAUGACCAAGAACCAACCCGCGGACGCCUCUCCACGCAAAACGUGUCUCGAUUGCGCCGCAGAAGCAGCUCCAACGGGGGGGCAGCGCAGCAGCAGAACCUCAAUCACAGUCGCGGCAGCAGCCCGGCACAUUCCCGUGCGGGAUCCGUGACCGGAGCAGCUGCUGCACCGGCAGGGGCUAGCGGUGACAGCUUUUCCUCCUUUCUCGCGAGCCGCACCGCUUCGACUGCCAACGAUGUCGGAAAACUCCAACAGGACAGCAAUUUGGUCGUGAAACUGUCCCCGCGGUCUGGGCAGGUCCGCGUUCCGGGCGCGACGGAGAGGCGAGUGAAAUCCCGGGAAGAGCUGCUCGAAAUUUUGAAUCUCGGUGUGAAACUGCGGAAAACCGCGGCCACGGCGGUGAACAGCACCAUAUCCUGAGCAAAAACGUCCCCAGACCAGAGUUGUAAUGCAGAUUUGCAAAGACAGGAAGACUUGUACCGCGCAUCCCCAUGAGAGCCAUUUCCAAUCGUGUUUUGGAAUUUGUGAUGCUGUGAACAGGAUAAGCAGACGAAUCUGUGAUGCGGCUGCGCUUGCUAACCUGCACUACACUGCAGAGUGCAACUUGUCAUGCGUGACUCACAGAACUCCUCGGUUUGUGUUGCAAAAUCCCCAUCCUGACUCUGGUGUGGGUACGUUUUUACUCAGGAUACGCCAGCAGUCGCAGUCACUUGGUCCUCUCCGUGCACUUCCGCGACUCGUCCGAAGAGAACAGCCGAUUUUCAGUAUGGAUUGCAAAAAUGUCUGGGUCUGGAAGAAUGUAGGACUUGUCAUGCAGGUUUGCCAUGACCCAUGAGGUCUGGAAUGCCGGACCUAGCAUGACAGAUUCUGCGAGACCUUUCUAAUGCCUAUCCUGCAUGAGAAACUACCUCCCGACUUGUUCAAAACUGGGCGACUUUUGGCAAUCAUGCAACACAGAUUUUUGCAUGCUGCAGAUUUAGCAUGACAAGUUGCAAUCUUCCAGACGACCCAGACAUUUUUACAUUUGAUAUUCGGGAAAGAGCAGCAAGAUCACGUUUUGCGAUCUUGCGGGUUCCGAGCGGUUGAAGAAGACCGGGGCUACCGGGGCUGCAAUGCGCGAAGCAGUGGAGAUCAACAAAUCUCUUUCCGCACUCGGGGAUGUUUUACAAGCGAUUGUUGCCGGACAGAAAAUGUUGCAGACACAGCACAGCACCGCCACACUGAGUUCCGUGGAUUCGCAGGAACAAAUUACUGUUGGCGGGGAGCAGCGAGAAAUUCUAUCUAGUACAACUGGGGAGCUGCAGCAAAACGGCGGUGGAAAUUCUUUUACGAUCCCGAUCCCGUACAGGAAUCACAAACUCACGCAGCUGAUGCAGGACAGUCUGGGCGGCAGUGCGAAAACAUUGAUGUUCGUCAACCUGAGCCCCUGUUCGACGAUGCUAGAUGAGAGUUUGAUGAGCUUGCGCUUCGCAGCAAGGGCCCGACAGGUGAAACAGAAACGAUGAUACAGAAACACUCAGGCUUUCUUGCAUUGUCUAUGCAAAAGCGGUAACGAAGUUGUAGUUGGCACGAGCCCAAAUAAGCAGAACUCCACGCGAAGCACCUACCUUUUUUUCACCUGCAACAAGUGCAACGGCUUGGAUUACUAUCGUGAUUUGGUGAGUAGUUGUCAUCUACCUCUACGCACUGGCGCAACAAGAUAUUUUCCGGAUAUUUUUUUCUCCUCAAGUUCGAAUUCUGUGAGCUUGAAAAAAAUCAGAUAGACAAGAAGCGAACACAUGAGCAAUGAGAUUUGCUACAGUGAAGCUGUAUUCGCCCUGGAAACGUCGAAAUUCCAUGCUAUUGAUUUUGAUGUAUCAAAAUGUUUACUGCAAGGUUCUUCGGUUGUACACACUACCUUGUAUAGCCGCUGUGAAGAGAUCUUGAAAGUCAACCUGUUUGUAUGUUAUGGGUAAGGAAAGCGAUCAUCACUAUAAGUUGAUGCUGAAAGUACUGGGCGCAAUUUGCGCCACUUAAAAAUUUUUUCCGGACUCAAAUGAAGGGGUCGAUAUGAAAACAUAUCGCUUGAUGGAGCUACUGACCAACUCCAACCCUCCCCUGGUCCUCCUUUCAAAUCAUUUAAAUCAAAGAGAAAAAGGAGAUGAUGAAACUGAAGACAUUUUAGUUUUUUCGUGCUCAAACCACAGACCCAUCAUGUCGCCCAAAUGAGUGGCGAGGAAAGGUCCUAAAUUGAACAAAAUGAAAUUAGGGCGCCACGACAGGCCUGCAGUUCUGCGCGUUGAUUCAGUCGCCAUAGCGCUUCAUCGUUGCGAUGGAGCGUGUUUUGCAAUGGAGGUAAGGGCGACUGAAGUAAAGGGUGAUGAUUGCCUCACACAUGCGAAAACCAAGUCAAAAGCGACUGGUAUCGCAGGGUGUGCGAUUAAGAUGCCCUUCAUGCAAAUCUUUCUUUGUGUAAAUUAUAGCCUACUCGACCUCGUUUCAGGUCGGUAGAAGAAGCUAGCCAAGAGCUACCGCCUACUUUAGGCCGGCGGAGCCAGAAGCUAGCCAUGCGAUACCUUUUCGCUGUGCGAUGUCAUCACCUUACCCAGAUCCUCGCUACAAGACAAACCGACCGAUGAUAGGGUCGGCCUGCACUUAUACUGAUCGCUCACGAGAUGAGCGACACAGCAAGCGAGGUCAAAUUUCGAUGCGAAGCGAUGAAAUUCGAGAACGAGAGUUUUCUCGUCCAACAGAAACCAAGGUGCUUAUCUGAAUUCGCAUAAAGAUGAAAGGUAAAGAGCGAAGAUGAAAACGAAGCAGCUGAAGGACGUGCUAAGAUUGUGCGGCUGAUGUUCUUUCGAUCUCUUUCGUUGAGCUUUCAGGAUGUAAGAACAGAACUAUAUUUUCAAUAUAAUUGGACGUCUCCUGUGAUAGUGAUACUUUUCCUGUGCGACCUGACAAACAAGAAGAAGAUGCGAACAUGACGGUGGCGCAAUCUUCUCAGCUGCGAGACGCCGUUUGGCCGGAUCCUUAUGGUCAUGACGAGGACGUCGACACAGGGGAGCGGUCCGAAACAGCCGCCGCCGUUGCCGAAAGGCGGAUCCCGCAUCAGCAUCCGCUCCGCGUGGACGAUGUUUCGCGCCUUUCCGCUACGCCCGUGCAGCGCGUCUUUUUCCCUCGCAGCGAGGAAGAUGUCGUCGCGAUUUUGGAGUUCGCGGUCAAAACGCGGUCACAAAUUGCCGUCCGCGGCACGCAGCACAGCAUGGGCGGACACUGCAUGGCAAAAA